AACCAUAUACGUGCAUGAGUUUUCAGAGGCGGUGGGAAAUCGGACUUGUCCUCGGACUCGGAGCACUUUUAUCAAGUGCUGGGUGAUUAUGUUGAGGAGACCUAGAGCUGCAUAGAUGUGUCACAAUUUCCCAGGAUUGUCAUACAAUUGCGAACAUCGAUCAGGUGAAGCAGUGAUUCAAGCCAAAGGGGAUGGUUCCUGGCAUCAAGCAACAAGCGAGGCUUGUGCCAAGAAGGGGAAAGACCAAGAAUUGAAAGCGGGGUUUAAUUUCUCGUUUUUUGGAAGUCUUGUGCGCCGAAGACAGCGAAAUCAAACUGUUUUCCUGUUAGGGAAAGGCGUUAUCCACCCCAAAGCGUCCGGACUGUGUGAUACAUCAACAACAUAGUAGAGUGACAAGGUACAGGUUGAGUCAAAGGAGUUUAUCAGAGUGCGGUGGGAAGAGGAACACUGAUCAAGACAGCAGCACAGCAGCAUAGGUGUUCAUGUCUCCUCUCCACACACCUGUAAAGGUUUCCACUUCCUGUGACACCAUCACACCAUGCCUGAGGGGGCGGGCCGAGGCAGCCAGAGAAAGCUCAGCAACCAAGCUGCCAAGCGCCCCUCCUCCGUGUCCUCCCUGAGCAGCAUUGUGGGUAGGAUGYCCUCGUCGGAGCGCGCCUCCCGCGGGAGCUGCACCUCGGUCAACACGGUGUGCUCGGACAGCGACCGCACGGCCAGCCUCAGCUCCUCUGCCUCCUCCGCCUCCCUGCAGGACGUACACUCUUCCUCCUCCUCGCUGCCCUACGGGGCCGUGCCUGCCUACCCCUCCUCGCCGCAGCGCAACGGCUCCGACAUCAGCCUGGACCUKACCCCUCUCUCCCAGCUCCCAGCGGGGGCAAACCCUGCCACUGCCGCGUCCCCGCCCAAGCUGUCUCGCUUGGAGAGGGUGGCGCUGGAGAUAGUGGAGACGGAGCAGGCGUACGUGAGGGACCUGAAGAGCAUCGUAGAGGACUACCUGGGUUGCAUCAUUGACUGUGACCUGCCGCUCAAGCCGGAAGAAGUCAGCACUCUGUUCUGCAACAUUGAGGACAUCUAUGAGUUCAACAGUGAGCUUCUGGAGGACCUGGAGGAGUCCUCAUGCGGCUGCCUCGCCGAGUGCUUCAUUGAGAGGGGUGACGAAGCCUUCGACAUAUAUACCCUCUACUGUAUGAACUACCCAAGUAACUCGGUGGCUGUUCUGAGGGACUGCAUGAAGAACAAGAGCCUGGUGGGCUUCUUCCAGGAGAGGCAGACCACCCUGUGCCACUCCCUGCCCCUGGAGACCUACCUUCUGAAGCCAGUGCAGAGGAUCCUCAAGUACCACCUCCUGUUGCAGGAGCUGGCCAAACACUUUGAUAAAAGUGACCCUGGCUACGAGAUGGUGGAGGAUGCCAUCAUCACCAUGACAGCCGUGGCCUGGUACAUCAACGACAUGAAGAGGAAGCAGGAGCACGCCGUCAGGCUGCAGGAGAUUGAGAGCUUGUUGACCAACUGGACAGGUCCAGACCUGAAUGGCUUUGGGGAGCUGGUGUUGGAGGGCUCCUUCAGGGUCCAACGGGUCAAGAAGGAGAGGGCAUUCUUCCUCUUCGACAAGAUGCUGCUUAUCGCUAAAAAGAGGCUGGAGCUUUUCAUCUACAGCACCCAUAUAUUUUGCUGUAAUCUACUUCUGGUAGAAACCAUGAAGGACCCCCUGUGUUUUAAGGUGUCCGAUCAGACCAUCCCCAAACAGCAGCACAUUGUACAGACCAAGAACCAGGAGGAGAAACGCCUUUGGCUGCACUACCUCAAGAGACUGAUAGUGGAGAACCAUCUUGCCUCUCUACCCCAGAAGGCAAGGCAGGUACUCGGUGACAACUUCUGUCAAUCUCCUCAGUUUGAUCAGGAUCAUUUAAAAAAGUCAUCUCCAAGAUGCAAUGAAUACCAUCGAGGAAGACGCCAAUCAGGUCAGGACAAGCCAUUCUUACCUGUAAUGCACCUAGUAUCUCAUUUGUGUGUGAACCACUUUUAUUUUCUGUUGGAUAUCUUUACUGGUUUUAAGCACGUUCAAACCCCAAAGUCGGAUGAGUGUGACGGCUUCUUUUUUGUCAUAAAUCUAGCAAAUAACAAAGGUCUUUUGCCAUAUGCCUGUCUGGUCUGUGUUUGCUGAGUAAACUA
This is a messenger RNA of Salvelinus sp. IW2-2015, 2172 nucleotides long. The record is from RefSeq and is a predicted model, not a curated record. Lineage: Eukaryota; Metazoa; Chordata; Actinopteri; Salmoniformes; Salmonidae.